AUGAUUGCCGUGAGCAGCCAGUCCUUCCUUCUCGCCCUCCUGGUGCUCGCUGUCGUCUGCAGCAUGGCAGCCGCCCAGUACGGCUUCGGACGUGGAGGCUUCGGAAGGGGCUACGGUGGCUAUGGUGGCAUUGGCCGUGGAUUCGGAGGAGGAAUCGGUCGCGGCUUUGGCGAAUACGGUCGUGGACCGACCACAACCAAGAUUGCCGUGAGCAGCAAGUCCUUCCUUCUCGCCCUCCUGGUGCUCGCUGUCGUCUGCAGCAUGGCAGCCGCCCAGUACGGCUUCGGACGUGGAGGCUUCGGAAGGGGCUACGGUGGCUACGGAGGAGGUAUCGGCCGCGGAUUCGGAGGAGGAAUCGGUCGCGGCUUUGGCGGAUACGGUCGUGGAGUCGGAGGCCUUGGACGUGGAUUCCUCAGCUGA
Molecule: messenger RNA, 420 nt
Organism: Rhipicephalus microplus (southern cattle tick)
Lineage: Eukaryota; Metazoa; Arthropoda; Arachnida; Ixodida; Ixodidae
Product: neuropeptide-like protein 31
Source: RefSeq, a predicted model, not a curated record